Tricharina praecox is the source of this 3189-nucleotide messenger RNA. RefSeq names its product high-temperature-induced dauer-formation protein-domain-containing protein. The record is from RefSeq and is a predicted model, not a curated record. Lineage: Eukaryota; Fungi; Ascomycota; Pezizomycetes; Pezizales; Pyronemataceae. Gene Ontology annotation, cellular component: Golgi trans cisterna; membrane; Golgi medial cisterna. Bases 184 to 3009 code for a protein of 941 amino acids. The transcript is spliced from 6 exons.
GCCAAGUCUCAUCCUAGCUCACCAACGUCGUGGCUCGUCGUCUCUCCUCAUUAUCCCCCACAUUCCCCCACAUUUCCACCUAUCGCCUCGCCUUAUCCAACUGCACAACACCUCUGAGCUUCCCCAAGCUCGCACCGAAAACCCAACAAGCUUGAACAUCACCGCCGACAAACUACCGCGGCAAUGGGGGCCGGAGAUAGCAAGCUGUCAUUCAAGAAAGGCGUGUUCCGACUCUCGGAAGAAACCGACAUUCCGGCGAACGACCCGUACUGGCUUUCGUUCUGGGAGCUCCCCGAGUCGGUCGACGACGUGUUCACGCUGUUUUCCGCGGCGGACAUCCGGCGCGCGCGCGAUAACCACCUCCAGAACCUCGAAACCCUCAUUCUUGCGCUGAGCUCGCGGCUGCUUGCGCUGCGCCACCAUGCGUCGUUCCCGGAUGACUCGGCUCCCGAGCGACACGCGCUGAACUGUAUCCGCAUCCUGACACGGCUGAUGCCGUUUAUCUACGAGAGCGAGCAGCUGGAUGCCUGGGAGAACCAGUUCUUUUGGGGAGCGAGGAGACGCCGUGCGAGGCAGGCGUAUGCGGCGCCUCCUGCCGAGGUGCUGUUCGAUGAGACUACGGAGCCGGAUGCCGCGGUUACGGAAGAUGAGGGCGAGUAUGAGGAUGCGCCACCGUUGAUGGAGGAGCUGGUCGACUGCCUGAUCGACCUGCUGUUCUAUCAGGGCUUUACGCUGCCCCCGGCGACGAACGGGAAUGCGGGGAAGUCGAGGGUUACCUAUGCGAUCUGGCAGAGCGGAGUGGGGUGCAAUGCGCCGGUGGGGACUACGCGCGAGGGCGAGAAUAAUAAGAUCGAGAUACUGAGGCUGCUCCUGGCCAUCACUAGCAAAGCCAUGUUUAUGCCGGCGAGUGUGCUGCCGAUCAAGGGCGUCAAGGUGCUGACUUACAUGGCUACCUGUCCGGAUAAGAGGGUGGUCUUGUCAAUGCUUUGUUCGCUGCUUAAUACCACGCUGAAAUACAACCCGGCGAGCUGGAGAGUGCCAUACGACCAUGUGGUCUUCACGGAUCCAAGGCAAGUGCUGGUCACCUACAGUUUACAAUUGCUCCUGGUGUUAUUGCUGUAUCCCGUUCCGGAAGCACCUGGUCCGGUCUUGAAGAACAACUACCGCCACUACUUGGGCCGACUGCAUAGAACACAGGACUUUCAGUUCUGUGUGGAUGGAAUGACAAGAAUCCUAAAUCAGCCGAUACAAGCAACGACAUCGUACCUUCCCGGAAGCCAGAAAUCGCUCAAAUGGGCACCGGAGAUGAUGAUGCUAUUCUGGGAGGCACUACAGUGUAACAAGCGAUUCCGGAGCUUCAUAAUCGACACGGACCGAGUCCACGACUUUGUCGUCUUGAUCAUGUAUUAUGCACUGGAGCACCGUCUGGACCCUUCACGAUCGGGAGUGGUGCGCAUGUGUGUCUUUGUCUUACAAACGCUGUCAACGGAGCAUAAGUUCGGCAAGAGCUUGAACAAGCGCUUCGAGGGACAGGACAGCCUCCCUGCCAGUGUUCGGAUACCGUCCUUCAGCGGCAGCUAUGCGGAUUAUCUCAUAAUCUCCAUAUACACCCUGAUCACUACGAGUAAAGGAAAACUGAGUGCAGUGUAUCCCGCGCUCUUGGCCAUCGUUGCAAACAUUGCCCCUCACGUCCAAAAUAUGUCAUCAGCGGCGAGCAGCAAACUAAUACAGCUGUUCACGUCGAUGUCUGCGCCCACAUUCCUGCUCGCAAAUGAGAACAAUCACUCACUAUUGCACUCGUUGCUGGAGUCGAUGAACGGAAUCGUCGAGCAUCAGUACUCUGCGAACCCCCACUUUAUCUACUCCAUCCUCCGCCAAAGCAAGCGCUUUGAAGCUCUGCGAAACUUCACACUGGAGCAGGGCCAGGAGGAGGUGGACCGCGAGAACAGGCUCAAGAAGGACCGGGGUGAGGGCGUCGAGGGCUCGCCUAAAGUCUCCUUCAGCAUGUCGGAAAUGCAACGACCCAAAAGAGGAGGAGGAGGAGGAGCUCCAGAUACGCCGGCGACACCUUCAUCGCCUAACGCCUUCGAGAUUGGGGAGGAUUCGGACGACGAUGACGAGGAUGGGGAGGAUGGCGAGGAGGAGGGAGGGAAAAAAGAAGCGAAACCUGCAAAGGCAAAAGAAUCUAUACCGACAUCUCCCACAUCUCCAACAUCUCCAAUGGUAGCAUCACCGAGGGCAAUGUCGGAAACAGCUUCCACUUCUGGGCAAUCAGAGGACGCAGUCCCAUUACAGCUCCGUGGCAUGUCGGAGAAAGCUCGUGGUAAGCUACCGGAGGGUGCAUUCCAGCGCCAAGGAAGCACCACGAGUCUUACAAACCACGUCUCGGGAGCCGCAACACCAACACUCGGUGGCAACGGCUUCGUACCGACGUCUGCUUGGAUCGAGAGUUGGCUCCCGCACCUCCCGCUGCACACGAUCCUCACAGUGAUCCAGCAGCUGCAACCCGAGCUCCGCUCCAUCCUCGCGCCCAAACCCAACGACAGCGCGCUGCAAAACACGCUCCCACCGCUCCUGGAGCGCAUCCGCAAGACCGAGCUGCGCGGCGUCGAGCCUAUCCCCGUCAAGACGCACAUGUUUGAGUGGAGUCCGCAAGCCCUGGGCUGGUACGAGUCGCUGCUGUGGGGCUUCAUCUUUGUGGGCGAGCGGCACGUGUCGAAGGGUACCGGUACGGUUGGCGUCUGGAACGGUACCGCCGUAAGGCUGUUUAGAGUCCAGGAGACGGCGCCGGAAGGACCCAGUUUACUGGCGCCACGCGGAGGUGUCGACGCUAUCGGGAGUAAUCUGAUUGAACGCCUCGGCAGUGUCACGCUGGGUGGGAGGAGGGAUAGUACUGCUACGCAGGGCCACGCGAGUAGGAGGGAGAGCACCCAGGGCCACACGAGUAUAAGGGAGAGUACGGAGUCGGGAGCGGGCGGGUUACCAAACGUGAGAUCGCCGACGGCAUAGAGUGCUGCCAGGUCUCUAUGGGGCUCGGGGAGGAGGUGGUGAUGGGAGAUGUUUUGUUGUUUUUUGUGGCGGGUGGUCCUGUUCGUUUGAUUCUUCUUCGUGUAAAUGGUGUUAGGGUUGUUUCGUUCAGAAUAUAUCUUUCGGUUUUCUCCACCAGAUUAUUGGUACUAGUUACCCAAG